CCAAUGAACGCGCAAUAUGUCAUUGUGUCACGCAUGCGCUCAUUAAUAGGCGGUUGAAAAUUAUUAAAUUAUCCGGGGGUUAAAAAAAGUGAUACCGGGUUUGCUUUAAAGUUAGCGGAAGCUGCGGAACUGAUUGAAGAAAGAAGAUGCCCCAAAAGAAGAAGCCUUCAAAAAAUAAUGCAAGGAAGAAAGUAUCCAAGAAAGCACAGAAUGUUGCAGUCCAACCUGAAAGUCCUGCGGUAGAGCAGCCUGAUGACAUCAUUAUAUCAGGAUCGAAGGACAGAAAGAGGAAUUCUCCAUUGUCAGAAAAAAUGCUGAUGCUUCCCGAUCUUUCCAGUAUUUUAAAGGAGCUUGACGAUCAGGAACAGGAUGAUGAACCGGAAGAGCCUUUUGACCCUCCUUUGCACAGCACCGCUGUUUAUGCUGAAGGUGACGACGCUCUGGAGAAAGAGGCAUGUAAAGAAAAGUCACCUCAGCAACUUCCACGUAUUCCAUCUGCUAGGAAGUUCCCAGGCACAAGCAUUCCUCAGAGUUCUAUCUCUAAAAACAAAAACAAUGAAUCAUCAACUAACAGCACAACCCAAAAAAACACUGCCCUAGAGACCCCAAAGCAGACACCCCAGAAGGUGGGAUCUCAGGAAACUGAAUCUAAGCGCUCGUCUGUCUUAGCUGCUUCUGCAAAAAAGAUUGAUUCAAAAGCGAUAUCUGGUCGAGGCUCUAGAAGUCGCACUUUAUUCCAAGAAGAAGCACAAUCAUCUCUGGCUACUGAAAAUGCUAAUAAAAGUAAAAGAAAAGCAUCCAAAAGUGAGCCAAGCUCACAAAGAAAGACUCCCAACAAUCCAAGAAAAAGACAUAAAUCUCACAACAUGGAAUUUAAGGCAUCAGGUAGUAGUGAGGCAAUACCCUUAACAAUUUGGAGUACAGAAAAUCUGCCUAGAAGUUCCAGAGACCUGAAUGAGCUAGAUAUAGUACUUUCUGAGUUUGAGAAAAUUAUUUCUGAAUACAAGGAAUCUGUUGAUUCUACUGUAGGCAGCAAAGCAAUAGAAACAUUCUUCAUGAGUCUGAAAGAAGAAAUUACUACUGCUAUAGAAAUGAGUCAGAAGCUGAAGAAUCUUAAAAGGAAAAAUACUAAGAUGCAGCUGGAAAUUGGAAAGAAGAGAAAACAUUUGAUUGAAGUGAGAGAUGAAAUAAUAGAGAAUGAACCAAAACUUAAACAGCUUCAGAAAGAAUAUUCAGAGCUUCUGGAAAAAAAGUCCUCUUUACAGAAAGCAAGAGAGUUCCUAACCAACCUUCAGCAGCUACAAGGAAGUUAUUUGAAGCACAAGCUUGAAAACCCUGAGUCAAAAGAAACAUAUGGAAUUUCCAGUCUUCCUGCUCUUUUACUGCAAUCAGAAACCAUCUUGAGAGCUGAGAAACAUUUCUAUAAUAUCAACACAAAAUUACAGAGUACUAUUGAUAAGAGGAAAGGUGAAAGUUGAGAAAUUUUUCUUUAACAUGGACACUUACUCUUUAACCCAGGAUGGAUCGGAACCAGACUAUGGCUUUUUUAUUAUAUACAUAGUAAUAUGCGGAUAGUUUUCUUAGCCAUUCUGCAUGUGUAUUUAUAAUUAUUUGCACUUGCUAUUUGUUUGCAAAGUAUACUUCCAAUAUAUAUAUAUAUAUAUAUAUAUAUAU
Bombina bombina (fire-bellied toad) is the source of this 1674-nucleotide messenger RNA. RefSeq names its product centromere protein U (gene CENPU). Lineage: Eukaryota; Metazoa; Chordata; Amphibia; Anura; Bombinatoridae. The record is from RefSeq and is a predicted model, not a curated record. Gene Ontology annotation, cellular component: nucleus. Bases 147 to 1478 code for a protein of 443 amino acids. The transcript has 14 exons.